GCUACAGAGUGGACAUGGUCACCUGGAACCAGUACCUCCGCUGGGGCGUCGUCUACAUCCGGCUGCACAGCGGCAGAACCUUCACCGAGGCUCGAGUAGACCAUAAGCUGUUCCGCUUGGAGCAGUACACCUCCACCCGCCUGCUGGCCCAGUUCGACGAGGAUCUGCAGCAGGUCCAGAAGAUCUCGCUCCGCAUCAACACCGGGAACGUGAUUGGACCUCGAUACAAAAUCCGACUGCUGAGGAUCCGCCUCACGCCCCUGGAACAUCCCGAGAGGCCUGUGAUGUGUCGGUUUGACAUCAUCAUGGAGGAGAACAUGGAGGUAGCGUUUCGACCUCUGCCCUGCGACUCUCGCCUCUGACUCCGUCACCACACAAACUCUUUCUUCUACGGUAACACGUCUCUACUCACCCCUGAUCCUUCCGAGGGGAACCCAGACGUCCCCCGGGUGCUGCGGGGGGUUUCCCGGCCCCAGGUGGAACCCCCGGGGGCCCCACAGGACGAGGGACGCAGCCGCCUCACUCGGCUGAUGGAGACGAACAAACCGCUGCUGCGGAGAACGUCUGGUUAUUGGAAAGUCAGCGUGUUGUUAAAGAGACUGAGGUCAGGAAACACGACGGCUCCAGAAACCACCCGUCAGUACAAGUACACACUGAGUACACACAAUAUUCACACAGCAGAAGUAGCACAGUCCAUGUUGAGUAUUUUAUACACUUACAUCUUAAAGAAUGAAUUAUAGAAUCAUGUUUUAGUGACAACAGAGAAAAUAAAGAGCCUCACACGUACGUGACCUGCUUCCAUCAGAAUGUAAACAAAGAUGGCCGACAUGACGGCUCCUGAGAGUGAAGAUUACUAUGAUAACUACAUUAUGACAACGUUAUUCCACAGUGAAGGACUUUCAUUUCAAUAAAGAGAAACUU
Messenger RNA from Paralichthys olivaceus (Japanese flounder), 921 nucleotides. The record is from RefSeq and is a predicted model, not a curated record. NCBI's taxonomy places the organism in Eukaryota, Metazoa, Chordata, Actinopteri, Pleuronectiformes, Paralichthyidae.